Ceutorhynchus assimilis (cabbage seed weevil) is the source of this 267-nucleotide messenger RNA. NCBI's taxonomy places the organism in Eukaryota, Metazoa, Arthropoda, Insecta, Coleoptera, Curculionidae. The record is from the annotation of a GenBank genome assembly.
AUGAGGAAUAUUGGAAAUCAACUUACAAUAACUGAAUUAAUUGAAAAUAGAGUCUCACAUAUAUUAAAGUUUUCCUGGAAAACUAGUGACGGGAAAAUUUUUAAACUUUUUGCAUGUAAAGAGGAAGGUGAGAAGCUCAUUUUUUCAAAAUUUCAAAUUUUUCCAGUAGAAAACAGUAACAUGAAAAAUUUUGGAAAUCAGCCUACAAAAACUAUAGGUAUUCAUUAUUCUUUUGAAUUUUUUAAAUUCGACAAUUACUCAUAAAUU